Messenger RNA from Aphanomyces invadans, 2451 nucleotides. RefSeq lists its product as hypothetical. Gene Ontology annotation, molecular function: mannosyl-glycoprotein endo-beta-N-acetylglucosaminidase activity. Lineage: Eukaryota; Oomycota; Saprolegniomycetes; Saprolegniales; Verrucalvaceae. The transcript has 4 exons. Gene Ontology annotation, cellular component: cytoplasm. Gene Ontology annotation, biological process: protein deglycosylation. The record is from RefSeq and is a predicted model, not a curated record. Bases 10 to 2319 code for a protein of 769 amino acids.
CAGAGCACCAUGGUUACAGAGCUCGAUGCAACGGCUUGGCCUCCAGCCGCCGCCUGGCUCAGUGUAGCCAUGAGCACACUUGUAGGAGCUCUCACGUUGAUGUACUACAUCUCAUUUCGCCUGGUGGCGACCGCGCCUUCCGCCGCAUGUCCAGCCGCAGACGCAAGAAGCACUGACGGGAAGGUAGCGGGGCCAACGAAGUACGAGUUGUUCGUGACGGCAGCAGUUAGCCAGUCCCCUGUGGUGCUCUUUACGACUGGCGGGGUCACUCCAGUGCUGGACUUGUGUCGACUUAACCAUGUGCAGCUGCAUCACGUCAACCUUGACCGCGUCGCUGGCAAGGAUGCCAUCAUUCAGGAACUCCAGCGUCGGUGCGCACUCACGUCGCAAUGGCAUGAAGUAUUGUUUCGAAAUGGAGAGUUUGUCAUCGAUACGUCGGCCAGCAAAGUCUUGUCGAUGGCGGAAUCUCGAGCGCUUGCAGGACGCUUGGCCAUGGACCCCGACACGUUUCUUGUUCCAAACAUGCCAGGCGCCGAUAUUGUCUUGUCGCUGAAACCAUCCUUGCUGCAACGACGCGAUGCCACGUCAAGAAGUCAGAACCUGCCAGAAACCGUCCAAGCCUUCCUGGCAUGGGAGGUGGAUUCUAUCCCGUUCGAGGCCACUGCGUCCUUGCCGUUGGCGAGGCGGCCACGAGCAGCAAACCGCCAGCGAAGCCACCUGGCUGUAUUGUCUUCUUGCGGCUCAACUAUUGCGCACACAGCAGACGAGUUUGGUGCUGAUACAACGGGAGGCGAAUUCGUGCCAUGGGAGAUCAUUGACACGGUGGUGAUUACAUCCACAUCGUUCCUGGCGUUGCCACAACCAGGACAAACGGAUGCAGCACAUCGCAACGGCGUGAGGGUGCUGGGUUCUGUCACGUGGGAUGCCACAAGUACAACUGCAGCAUCGUCAGCUUGCGACUGGGAGGAACUCGCUGGCCAGCUCAAGCGAGUUCAAGACAAGGUGGGCUUUGAUGGAUGGCACCUGGCAAACCUGCCCGAGACUGCCAUUGAGACGCUCCUGCCACACUUGACGUCGUCAUACCUUCUGUGGUCCGCAGACGCCGCGGAUGAAGUAUCACACGAUCUUGACGCACUCACAGCGCUGUUGCCCGUGGUCGAUGGAGUAAUGUUGCCACCACUGACGGACAGAACGGCUCUGACCAAGUUGGCCAAAGUUGCAGGAGGCCAUCGCUGGAAACUCCACUUUGGCCUCGAUCCAUUGCAGUCGGACGAAAUCUCGGCGCGGAUGCUGCGGUUCGCUGACGCUUCCAUUUGCGUCCCAAUUCAAGCUGUCACAGAGGCUGCGUUUUGGGCAACGAAUUGGCGGGCGCUGAGUCCCGUGGAAAACCUUCAUGGAGGUGGGUCGGAAGCGCUGUACACUGCGUUCAACGUCGGCCGUGGCGAGAGCACAGCCAUUGACGGGCGUGUGGUGUCAUCUACUCCUUGGCAAAACGACGCUCAUACCGACGUGCUGCCCACGUUGAACAAAACCAAGUCGCCCAUCCACAUGCAGAUCUCGAUGGACAUGUCGUUUCAAGGCGGGUCCAGCCUCCAACUCUCGGCAACAUUGCCAGCCAAAGCCAGAGCGAGUGUUGAGCUGCUGCCGUUGCAAGUGCAUUUUGCCCCACGCAAAGUUAUCCGUGUUGCGUAUACGUUCCAUACCGCCGCAGAUCCUGCCGCGUUCGGGAUCGCCCUCAACCUGACGUCGAAAGAGGAAUUGGUGCUGCGAGGGGGGCCUGCUGCUGCCCAGCCAUCUCCACCUCACUACUCGUCGUUGUCGCCUCUGCUUGGCCGUGCCAAACACACGCGCGCGUACGGCCCGGUUUCGGAAACCCUCCAAAAUGGAUGGAGGACACGUGUGUACCAUUUGGGCGGGGCGCUGUGGGACGGCCACGUCAUCCAAGCCCUGUCGGUGUUUGGAGUGAAUUUGAACAACGACGCCGAGGUGUGGGCAGUGCAUCUCGGACAAGUCGUCGUUUGUCCAUUGGGAGCGAUGCCAUCUCCUGCUGUCACGGCGGUGGAAGUCGACCACAAGACAGCGACCCUUCAAUGGAACGUGCCGUCGACGGUGCAAUACACACACGUGUUUGAACACGUGUUUGACGGCCAAGACUGCGGCGUCGUAUGGCGGGGCCGCGCCACCCAACCUCGCUGGCCAUUGCCUCCACGAAGCGAAUGCAUGACUUUCUACCUGCAACCGGUGGCUUGGACCGGGGACUUGGGCCCGUGCCAGCGAGUGACUGUGUUGGCACCGCGUGAAGAUGGCAUGGCCCAUUGAGAAACGUUGGCGCGAGCAUAGCCACAUGCAUGCUAGAUCAGACAAGUGCAUGAGCAGAUAUACUUCGUGUCGAAAGGAAAUCGUACUGUGCGAGUGUUAACUGGUGAAAAGCUUCUCUACCAUGUUUAGGAA